Molecule: messenger RNA, 630 nt
Organism: Cygnus atratus (black swan)
Lineage: Eukaryota; Metazoa; Chordata; Aves; Anseriformes; Anatidae
Gene: CIMAP3
Product: primary cilia formation
Exons: 6
Coding region: 1-597 (198 amino acids)
Biological process (GO): regulation of cell projection organization
Cellular component (GO): ciliary basal body
Molecular function (GO): cytoskeletal protein binding
Source: RefSeq, a predicted model, not a curated record
AUGGAUGCACAGAGGGAGCCCAGAGAUGCGCAGAAGAGAAUCUCGUUUGGGUCCUGUCAAGAGCGGAAAACAUUUCCUCUCCACCAUGCCCCAGACAGGUUGGGGAUCCAGCUAGGAGCCAUCAAGGGAAACCCCUUCCUUGGGCCAGGCUGUUACCAGAGUCAAGAGGCAAGCAGCCUCAGAUACUCAUGGGGAAAAAAAACACUGAGCACAAAAGGCUACGUGAUAGGAGCUAGAACAGCCCAGCGAUUCAUAUCAGAGCCACAGACUGUGACUCCCGGCCCAGGAAUGUACCAGUCAUUCUGGAAUAAAGACCGAAAAUGCCAGCCUUCCUGUGCUCCAUUUUCCACUAAGACAUCACGAUUUCCAGAUAAGCCUUCAAAUAAAGAACUUUUCCCUGGACCUGGAACUUAUGACACAGACAAGCAGUUACACAAGAAGAUCACUUGGCCGAUGAAGUUUGGGUCUCCAGACUGGUCUUUAGUGCCAAUGCCAGCAAAGAGGAUGCUAAAAACAGAGGUACAAAAGCUGAUGGUGGACAGAGAAUUCAUCAAGCAUCGGAACCGCGUGGCCUACCUGAGUUUGUAUGAGAGCUGAGCUGAGGAGCAGCCAUGUUACAUCCAGCAGGGC